Messenger RNA from Cryptomeria japonica (Japanese cedar), 883 nucleotides. Its product is annotated as translationally-controlled tumor protein homolog. Gene Ontology annotation, molecular function: calcium ion binding. The transcript is spliced from 5 exons. The record is from RefSeq and is a predicted model, not a curated record. Bases 231 to 737 code for a protein of 168 amino acids. Lineage: Eukaryota; Viridiplantae; Streptophyta; Pinopsida; Cupressales; Cupressaceae. Gene Ontology annotation, cellular component: cytoplasm.
AUCGGAUGCCGACCUCGUUUAGAUUAGCUAACCUUCGGAAAUAUAAAUAGUUUUUAAGCGCAUUCUAAUAUAAGGUUAAAUUUAACUCAGCCAGCAGUAUAAAAGGGGCGUUUGAGGAUCAAAGAAGGCCUCUCUCUUGGUGGCUUCUGGCGGUUGUGAAGGAGGAGGUUUACAGAGGAAGUCGCGAUCUUCAUCUUCUAAAGGGGAGAAGAAAAAAUAAACCUGUGAAAAUGUUAGUCUACCAGGACAUCUUCACCGGUGAUGAGCUUCUUUCUGAUUCAUUUACUUACAAUGAACUCUAUAAUGGAGUUCUAUGGGAAGUAGAAGGAAAGUGGGUGGUCCAAGGGGCACUUGAUGUUGACAUUGGUGCGAACCCCUCAGCUGAGGGUGGUGAGGAUGAUGAAGGUGUAGAUGAACAGGCCGUUAAAGUGGUUGACAUUGUUGACACAUUUAGACUACAGGAGCAACCGCCUUUUGAUAAGAAGCAAUUUUUGGCAUACAUUAAGAGAUACAUAAAGAACCUCACUCCCAAAUUGCCAGAGGAACGUCAAGAGGUAUUUAAGAAGAACGUUGAAGCUGCUGCAAAAUGGCUCAUUUCUAAGUUGAGCGACCUGCAGUUUUUUGUUGGAGAGAGCAUGCAAGAUGACAGCUCUAUGGUCUUUGCUUACUACAAAGAUGGGGCCGCUGAUCCAACCUUUUUGUAUUUUCCCGAUGGUCUGAAGGAGAUCAAAUGUUAGUUCAGAUUAGUGUAUUAACUAGUUAUGAAGAUUGUUUUCAUAUAGCCUUCAGUUAAGGGAUUAUGCCUAUGACAUGGUAUUCAUAUUAUGAUUGAGCUAUUUGAAUAUUUAUGAACGACGAUUUUGCUAUUUGAAUAAUUCUGUUA